Molecule: messenger RNA, 5643 nt
Organism: Talaromyces amestolkiae
Lineage: Eukaryota; Fungi; Ascomycota; Eurotiomycetes; Eurotiales; Trichocomaceae
Exons: 5
Coding region: 1-5643 (1880 amino acids)
Biological process (GO): fatty acid biosynthetic process; secondary metabolite biosynthetic process
Molecular function (GO): 3-oxoacyl-[acyl-carrier-protein] synthase activity; fatty acid synthase activity
Source: RefSeq, a predicted model, not a curated record
AUGGAACAAUUGAAAAAGUCCCGACCCGUCACAUCGUCGAAGUACGUCCAGUUGCCUCUUCACGCUCCUUAUCAUGCCCGCCACCUCUACUCAGAGCAGGACAUGGAAACAAUUCUCACGCCAAGUAUUCUCAUUGUGAACGAAAAAAGGGACUAUAAAGCUAUCCCGGUUAUAUCAGCUUCAACUGGCAGGAUCAAUAUCCCUUCAACGAUGAAAUCUGCCCUGGAAAUAGCCGUCCGCGAUAUACUACGUGAUGAGCUCCGAUUAGACUUGGUUCUAAAGUCUCUGUCUACCGAUAUAAUAGAGCUAUCAGAUACCGACAAAUCGAGUAUUAUACUUGUUCCAAUUGCAUCAUCAGCGGUAAAUGGAUUGGCUGCCGCUUUACAGGACAGAGGUAUCGACGUCAGACUAGACAUGGAUUCGGUUUUGGAUCAUGGAAUACCAACCUCUAACCACAUAUAUCAAGCUUCUUUAACCAAAACUGCGGUUCCGACACCUAUCGCAAUUGUGGGAAUAUCCGGACGAUUCCCGAGCGCCAGUAGCAUGGAUGAAUUCUGGGAUGUUCUUGCAAAGGGACUUGAUGUUCACAAGACCGUACCAUCUCAAAGAUGGAACGUUGCUUCCCACACAGAUGCAACUGGUAGAAAAAAGAAUACGAGCAUCACACCAUUUGGAUGCUGGCUCGAUGAACCCGAACUAUUUGAUGCGAGGUUCUUUGGAAUCUCACCACGAGAAGCAGCCCAAAUCGACCCAGCGCAGCGUUUAGCGCUUGUGACGGCAUAUGAAGCUCUCGAACAGGCAGGCAUCGUUCCUGACGGUAGCCCAUCAACCAAAAGAGACCGUGUUGGGGUUUCCUAUGGGGUUACGAGCAAUGACUGGAUGGAAACCAAUAGUGCGCAGCAAAUCGAUUCAUACCUCAUUCCUGGGGGCAAUAGGGCUUUUAUACCUGGCCGAGUCAAUUACUAUUUUAAAUUCUCAGGUCCAAGUUAUUGCAUUGAUACUGCUUGUUCCUCUAGUCUUACUGCCAUUUAUAUUGCCUGCAAUUCAUUGUGGAAGGGAGAGGCAGAUACCAUAAUAGCCGGGGGAACGAACAUCAUAACGAAUCCUGACUUCACUGCCGGGCUAGAUCGUGGAUUCUUCCUGUCUCGCACCGGGAACUGCAAGACAUUUGAUGAAACGGCGGAUGGCUAUUGUCGAGGAGAAGGCGUUGUCACGUUGGUUAUGAAGCGGCUAGAAGAUGCGCUGGCUGAGAAUGACCAUGUGCUAGCAGUAAUAUCUAACGCGCACACAAACCAUUCCGCGGAGGCGGAGUCAAUCACCAGGCCGUUUUUCGGUGCCCAGAAAUCGGCUAUCGACCACGUUCUCGCAGGCGUCAACCCGGACGAUGUUUCUUACGCCGAAAUGCAUGGGACAGGCACGCAGGCCGGUGACACCACCGAGAUGACCAGCGUUCUAGCCUCUCUGGCACCGGCGACUCAUGAAAAAGGGUCUAGACAUCAUCCCUUGUAUCUAGGUGCAGCUAAAGCCAACGUAGGCCACGGUGAAGCUGCCGCGGGUGCUACCAGUCUUGCAAAAGUAAUCUUGAUGAUGCGUCAUGACACGAUUCCACCCCAUUGUGGAAUUAAAACAAGGAUAAAUUCUAAAUUUCCUUCGGACCUAGCUUCACGGCAAGUUUUUAUUGCAUCCAAGCCAGUAAUUUGGAAACGAGAUGGGGUGUCACCACGCCGAGUCUUGGUCAACAACUUUAGCGCAGCAGGUGGGAACACCACUUUACUCGUUGAAGAUGCACCUCCAAAGCCGAAAAUUGACAAUGAAGGUAGUCUAAGGAGAGACCCUCGCUCAAUCAGCGUUGUGACUGUGUCUGCUAAGAGCUCGCGCUCACUUAUGAACAACUUGCAAAAGAUGCUGGAUUUCGUAAGCUCUGAUAACCAGGAAAGACCCUUUGAUCUACCGUCCCUGGCAUAUACCACGACGGCACGGCGGAUGCAUCAUGCCCAUCGUGUUGCAGUUACUGCAAGCUCUCUAGGAUCUUUAGUCGAAGAACUCAAACAUGCACUAGACACGAAAGUUGGCAAGAAGAGAACGGUUUCAGCUCCCGCAACGAUUUUCGCGUUCAGCGGACAAGGCUCCCAGUACAUUGGGAUGGGCAAAGUUUUGUUCGAUACGUUUUCAUCCUUCCGUACCGAUAUUCAUCGCUAUGACCAGGUGGCUCGAUCACAUGGUGUUGCUUCGAUUCUGCCAUUGAUUACGUCAACGACAGGAGAUAUUUCACAAUUUUCCUCUUCAACUAUACAGGUCGCUACAGUCUCCUUACAAAUGGCUAUAUCCCGUUUUUGGCGUGCAUGCGGCAUACAGCCUGCUGCAGUUAUUGGUCAUAGUUUGGGACAUUAUGCAGCACUCAACUGUGCAGGUGUCCUCUCGGAAACAGACACAAUUUUUCUCGUCGCUGCCAGAGCCCAGUUGCUCGAGAAGAAUUGCAGAUCUGGAACGCAUUCCAUGCUUGCCGUAAAGGCAUCGUUGACAGUCCUAGAAAAUUUCCUGAACCAUAAUCACAUGGUUGAAGUCGCUUGCAUUAACAGCCCCGAAGACGUCGUUCUGAGUGGCCUACAUCAAGACAUUGAGGACUGUGCUAAAACACUUCAAAGUAGCGGUAUCAAAGCUAUCCCACUUACAAUCCGUUAUGCAUUUCACUCGGCUCAAGUAGACGGUUUGCUGGAAGAAUUUGUAGUACGAGCCCGGGCGACUUCAUACCACGCUCCUUCGGUACCUGUGAUAUGUCCGCUGGAAGGAAAGAUAAUUGACAAAAUCGGCGCUGUUGGACCUGAACAUCUAGCAGCUCACUGUCGCGGUCAAGUUAAUAUCGUCCGCGCCAUGGAUGUUGCGGACAGAGGAGGUCUAUUAUCGCGUAAUUGUUGUAUCCUGGAGAUUGGAGAUCAUUAUACGUUCUCAAAUAUGUUCAAAUCGAUUUUUCAAAAAUCAAAUACGCGGCCAGAUAUCAAGAUUAUGCCUUCUAUGAUAAAGCACAUAAACACUUGGAAGACGGUCUCGGAGGUACUCUCUUGGCUUUACAUGGCUGGAGUGGAUAUACAAUGGCGCGAAUAUCACAGAGAUUUUGUCUCAACCCUGGAUCUCAUCUCAUUACCAGCCUAUAGCUGGGAUGCUGAGCCGUACUGGAUCCAAUAUGUCAAUGACUGGUCUCUGCGCAAGGGUGAUCCUCCGAUCAUUUACCAGAAUGGCGAGGAAAUGUCAACUGCAGUUCAGCCCCUAGAUACUACAGUUUACGACACUCUACAGGAAGAAAUCGGACAAACAUCGGGACUCCUUGUUGUGCAAUUGGACUUAUCUAGGGAUAGUAUGAAGGGUUUAGUCCAGGGACAUAGAGUCAAUGGAAUACCAUUGUGUACACCGUCCGUAUAUGCCGAUAUCGCGUUCACCUUGGGAACAUAUCUCCAAAGACGAUACCAAUCUGUAGAAAAUCGAAAGGUAGUGACUAUAUGCGACAUGGUACUCGAAAGGGCUCUUGUGGCUCAAGCAACGAGCCCACAGUUGUUACGCACGACAGUAGAAGUUGACUGGUCCAAGGAAACGGCAAUUUGUAGCUUCUUAAGCGUUGAUCCAAAAAUCACUGACUGGGAACAGGUUCAGGGAACAACGCUUUUCAAGCACGCCUACUGUUCCAUAAAAUUCCGUCAGGAACACAUACUCAAACCCCAACAUGCAAAAGAGGUACAGCGCAAGAUUGAGAAUCUACGCGAAGGAGUUGCCUCAGAUAGGUGUUACAAGUACAAUAAGUCAAUGAUAUACCGCAUGGUAGCGACUGUGGCGGAGUUCGACUCUAAGUACAGGGGACUGAAAGAGAUCAUUCUUGACAGCAACGCCAUGGCUGCGAGUAGUAUUGUUGAUUUCCGAGCCCUUACAAAUCUGAAAAGCGACUCGCUGUGUUCGCAUACCCAUCCGGCCUAUAUUGAUGCCUUCUCCCAGGUCGCUGGGUUUGUGAUGAAUGCAAAUGAUAAUUCCGAUCUUGAAAAUGAAGUUUUCGUGAACCAUGGCUGGGAAUCUCUUGAAUUAUACACUAACAUUGAUCCCAAUAUCCCAUACCAAUGCUAUACAGAAAUGUCGAGAUUCGAAGGUAGCUUAUAUCAAGGUUCGAUAAUCAUAAUCAAUGGCGAUAGCGUGGUCGGAAAGUUUGAGAACAUAAAACUCCUCGGGGUCAACAAGAAGAUAUUACAUUCCAUUCUAUCACUGGGAUAUAAAGCACCAUCGCAAGUUAGCGCACAACCUCGCGAGUCCAAGUCCUUCAUCCAUACUCCGUCUACUGUUUAUAGUGAUGAAAGUGAAUCCCUACUGGGAAGUAAUGUGAAUGCUAAAAUUUCCAUGAUGUUUAAAAUCAUCAGUGAAGAAAGCGGCGUGGGUGACGAAGACUUACAAGAUGACACACCUCUCGCAUCCGUUGGAAUAGACUCACUUUUGUCGCUGAUUAUAACCAGCAGGCUUAAGGAUGAUCUCGGAUUCUAUACAAAUUCUGGGAUUACCGUUUUUGACGAAUUUCGCACGGUAGGCGAAUUGAAAAAUGAGGUCAUCAAGUUCUUCAGUCCCUCAUCAACAUUGUCGCCGUCAUCAAAAACGAGCGAUUCUUCGACAAUUGUCUCUACAGGAAGUUCUUCACCUGUGGUGACUGAGUCAUGCACCAUAGAAACAUCCCAGGAGAGGCACACACAAUUCAAAGACUCAAAUGACAUAACCACAAGCUUCGAGAGCCGCUCGUCAGUCAUCUUACAAAGACCUUCAGUUGCAUCCAGUGUGGAAGUUAGAGGAAAAAUCUUGUUUCUUUUCCCAGAUGGUUCAGGCUCCGCUCUAUCCUACGUCGACAUCCCCCGUGUAAAUGAAUCUGUGACCAUUAUAGGUUUAAUAUCACCUUUUCGAAAACAUCCAGAAGCCAUGAAGACAUGCAACCUGGAUGAACUCAUCUCCAUAUAUUUGGCUGAGAUUCGCCGUCGUCAGUCUUGCGGCCCGUAUAACCUGGGCGGUUGGUCCGCUGGAGGCAUUCUCGCAUUUCGCGCAAUGACUGAGUUGAUACAGCAAGGUGACACUGUAGAAAACCUGGUCUUAAUCGACUCACCAGAUCCAACCUCAGGGCUCGGUCGGCUUCCUCAAGGGUUUUACGAUCAUUGUCAGGAGCAGGGCAUCUUUGGUCAGAUUGAGAAAAUCAACAUUGAGAAUAAUGUCAAAAGCGGUUUUGCGGAGGAACAAGCUGGUGGUCACUCUAAAGACUACACACAGGUUCCCCCAUGGCUGAUUCCGCAUUUCAAUGCUACGAUUGAUAUGUUGCAUGACUAUCACGCUAAGCCCCUGAUGAAACAUGGCGAAAACAUUGUUGAGCCCCGAGUAUCGAUUUACCUGGCUACAGAUUGUGUUUUCGAUGGGAAUGACUAUGCUAGCUUCCCUACCAUGCCGGGAGAAGCUGCUCACAACACGAAGUUUCUGACAGAACCACGCACUGACUUCAGCGCAGGAGGGUGGGCACAACUUUUUCUGGGACAAGAAAUCCAAGUGCAGCUUGCACAUGGUGCGAAUCACUUUUCGAUGAUGCAUGGGAAACACGCUGAAGCACUUGCACGAUUUAUCAAUUCCGCUUUAGCGUGA